AUGUCUCUAAUUGGACAAAUCGUCACUUCAGCACUCAGUCUGGUAGGGGCCUUGACGCAAGGUCAAACCAACGGGUAAGUCAUUUAUUUUUUGUCAUCUCACAAGCUCAUUUUGACACCACAGUAGGGCAUCAAAAUGGGGGACAAUCAACCCGCAACCGACUUUCCCAAACUUUCUUACCAAUAAUCCACUGGGCGCCGGCGGUUUCCCGUGGGGAUCACUUACAGCUGGGGGAAACAAUCCCUACAAGAGUGCACCGUUCACUGGUGUGACUCGAAGAUAUGAUUUCACCAUUGCGCGUGGCCAAAUCGCACCAGAUGGUUACCAAAAGGACGUCAUUCUCAUCAACGGUCAGUUCCCUGGACCACCAAUUGAGGCCAAUUGGGGAGAUACUAUUUCCGUGACUGUUCGUAAUCAGAUUUCUGGUCCGGAGGAGGGUACCGCUAUGCACUGGCACGGAUUUCUUCAAACGGAUACUCCAUACUAUGACGGCACACCAGGUGUUCAACAAUGCCCAAUUGCUCCUGGAUCAACCUUCACAUACACCUUCAAAGCCGAACUUUAUGGAUCAACCUGGUAUCAUUCCCACUACUCUUCCCAAGUUGCAGGUAUGUUGUUCGGCUGAAAAUCCUCAUGUAUUCCGCUAAUAAUUUCAGGUGGUCUCUUCGGUCCCUUGAUUGUUCAUGGACCCAAAAACUCUGCUUGGGACGUUGACCUUGGUCCUGUCAUGCUUGCCGAUUGGUUUCACACUGAGUACUUCAAGAUCGUUCAAAGUGUUAUGGGCCCUGGUGGAAAUCCUCGACCAGCUUCUGACAACAAUCUCAUCAACGGAAAGAACAACUUCGAUUGCUCCACCAAGGCCCCCGGCGACAAUGCUCCAUGCACCAGCAAUGCGGGUCUUGCAAAGUUCAAGUUCACUCAGGGCAAGACUCAUCUUUUGAGACUUAUCAAUACUGGUGCAGAUGCUCUUCAGCGAUUCAGCAUCGAUGGUCAUAACAUGACUGUUGUUUCCAAUGACUUUGUUCCAAUUGUAAGAUUUCUGUUGAUCAGCUAAUGAUUCAUAUCGGCUAACGAGAUCCAGACACCCUACACCACAAAUGUUGUCACUCUUGGUGUUGGUCAACGAGCAGAUGUUCUCGUCAAGGCAUCUUACAAAUCUGGUUCAGCGUUUUGGAUGCGAGCCAACAUUUCCACUCCUUGCAGCGCAACCAAGAACCCAAACGCUCUCGCAGCAAUAUACUACGAUGGUGCCGACACCUCCAAAGCACCAAAGAGCACCGCAUGGAACGUUCCCGACCCAGCAACUUGCGCCAAUGAUGAUCUUUCCAAGACUGUGCCCACAUACAAGAUCCCAGCGAAAACUCCAACCACCACUGUCAACUUGGACAUCGGAUUUUUCGUCAACGAGACCAAGAGCUUCCUCUGGACGUUGGGCGGUACCUCCAUGCGAGCCAAUCUCAACCAGCCUAUUCUUCCUCUCGCCCAAGCUGGGAACUUCAGCUACCCCAAGGAAUGGAACGUCAUUAACUUCAAGGACAACGAUGUCAUCCGAGUCGUCGUCAACAACCCAACUCCUGCCUCCCACCCAAUGCAUUUGCACGGUCACAACAUGCAAAUCCUCUCCGAGGGACCCGGCAACUGGGACGGAUCAACCAUUAUCAACCCUUCCAACCCUCAACGACGAGAUGUCCAGAUGGUUCGCGCAAACGGCCAUUAUGUCUUCCAAUACGAGUCCGACAACCCCGGUGUCUGGCCCUUCCACUGCCACAUCGCCUGGCACAUCUCGGGCGGCUUGUACGCCAGUCUCUUGGAGAAGCCAAGCAAGAUCUCCGAGAAGCAGAUUCCCAUGGUCAUCAAGCAGACUUGCGAUGAUUGGAAUGCGUACACCAAGAAGACUGCUCCUCUGGUCAUUGAUUCUGGUGUCUAA
Molecule: messenger RNA, 1927 nt
Organism: Hymenoscyphus albidus
Lineage: Eukaryota; Fungi; Ascomycota; Leotiomycetes; Helotiales; Helotiaceae
Source: the annotation of a GenBank genome assembly